AUGUUGCGAGUUAUCGUCUUGGUUCUGUCGCUGCCGUCCUGUGGAGUGACCGCGCCUAGCGUGGUCAGAUUUCGGACCGGAGGCGGCGGCCGAAUAAUUGGGGGGACCCCCGCCGACAUCGCCGAUUACCCAUGGAUGGUCUCCUUCCAAAACGCGGGCUCGCACUUCUGCGGAGCGUCUAUCAUCAGCAGCAACUGGGUGCUGACCGCCGCCCACUGUCUGUAUGACCUGAAUAUCGCCGUGGUGACCGUAAGAGCGGCGACGUCUAUCCGUGAUAGCGGCGGUGUCGCGCUCGCGGCUUCGUACGGUGCGCUGCACGAACGGUUCUCCCUGGAAACAGUCGACUGCGAUAUUGCCGUAAUACAGGUGGAUGGGUCUUUCCCGAUCGUCAACAACGCAGAGAUCGUUGGUCUCCCUGUAGAAGGCUACGACCCACCAGCUGGCAUCGCAGUCACCAAUACCGGCUGGGGCAACACAGCCACCGAAGGCCCAUUGGCCUCCUCACUGAUGAAGUUCGACAUCAGCGUCAUAGGGCGCGUCAGAUGCGUGUUCAGGUUCGGCGUCACAGACCGCAUGAUCUGCGCCGGCGAGUUUGGCAGGAGCACCUGCUACGGUGACUCCGGUGGUCCGCUGGUUAGUGGCACCACGCAAGUCGGCAUUGUCUCAUGGGGCAGGGAGUACUGCGAGACCGACGGUGGCGUCUACACCAACGUCGGAACGCUCCGCUCUUGGAUCACAGCAACUGCUGGCGUCUAA
Molecule: messenger RNA, 756 nt
Organism: Schistocerca nitens (vagrant locust)
Lineage: Eukaryota; Metazoa; Arthropoda; Insecta; Orthoptera; Acrididae
Product: trypsin alpha-4-like
Exons: 2
Coding region: 1-756 (251 amino acids)
Biological process (GO): proteolysis
Molecular function (GO): serine-type endopeptidase activity
Source: RefSeq, a predicted model, not a curated record